CCAUUUGUGCCUCGAUGUAUAAACAAGAAAGCUUCAUACGAUUGGUUCUAUGUUGGGGAAGUUGGAUGAUAACACCAAAUAAGCAUUGUUUAAUAUGAAAUAGAUGGAGAAAAGGUCAACUUGGACUCAUUCAAUGACUGGCAGGCAAGAGAUAGUGUCAAAAAUCACAAAGCCGGCAUCAUCCGAACCUUUCUUUUCAUUAUUCAAGAACUUGGUUUCUCAGAAGUUUUAGAAUCUGAUUAGUAUUUUGGAAAAUGGGUUCAAGAAUUUUUGUGUGCUUGCUUCUAUUUUCCUCUCAAAUUCUGGCGACACUGGCACUAGCAGACAGUGAUGAUACUGCUGCUCUAAAUGCCAUCAAAUCUAGCUGGAGUAACUGGCCCCCAGACUGGAAAGAGUCAGAUCCUUGUGGUUGGGAAGGGAUUAAUUGCACUGAUUCACGCGUAACCUCCAUAAUGUUGGCAGGCACAGGGGUGGAAGGUAGUGACUUCAGUGACAUUUCAGCAUUGACGGAGUUGCAAUUUUUGGAUCUUUCUAACAACAUUGGACUUAAAGGGAUUCUUCCAGCAUCAAUUGGGAAGUUGAAGAAACUGACUACCUUGAUUUUGGUUGGUUGUAGCUUUUAUGGUCCCAUUCCAGAUGCAAUAGGAUCUCUAGAUCGACUGACAUUUUUAGCUUUGAAUAAUAAUAGCUUCAGUGGCUCAAUUCCAUCUUCAAUUGGUAAUCUAACUCAGCUUUCAUGGCUGGAUCUAAGUUAUAACAAGCUUAAUGGUACCAUUCCAGUUGCCAGCAAAUCUGCGAUGGGUUUGGACAUGCUACUUAAUGCUAGACACUUCCAUUUGUCAAAUAAUCAACUGACUGGGUCUAUCCCCGAUCAAUUGUUCAGUUCAAACAUGAACCUGAUACACACGAUAUUUGACCACAACCAGCUCACUGGGAAUUUACCUUCCACUCUAGGAUCUGUAAAGACAUUGGAGAUCGUCCGUUUCGACUCGAAUUUGCUUGAUGGAUCCGUCCCUCCAGACCUCAGUAAUCUUACAAAUAUGAAUGAGUUGUACUUGUCUAAUAAUAAGUUUACAGGAAAUAUGCCCAACCUCACAGGCAUGAAUUUCCUACACUAUGUGGAUCUGAGCAAUAAUAAUUUUAAUGCAUCAAAUGUUCCUCAAUGGAUUACAAGCCUCCAGUCUUUGACAACAUUAAUGAUGGAGAACACACAAAUCCAAGGUCAGAUCCCAGUUGACUUCUUCAGACUUCCUCAAUUGGAGACCGUGGUGCUCAGCAACAAUAAUCUUAGUGGAAUCUUAAAUAUUGGCAAUAGCUACAGCAACAAUCUAACCCUUGAUUUGCGGAACAAUUCCAUUACCGACUUUAUGCAAAAAAAGGAUUACAGCAUGGAGCUAAUUCUAGUUGAUAACCCCAUUUGCAAUACGAGUGGAGCAACUUUGAAAUACUGUACAGUUGAGAAUCACCAUAAUAACACAUUCCCAUCAAACAAUUGUACAGCUAAAUCCUGCUACAAAAACCAAGUAUUGAGUCCUAAUUGUGGAUGUUCACAUCCAUACACUGGAACCCUGCACUUUUUCUCUUUCUCUUUCUCAGAUUUACAAAAUUUAACUUAUUACAAAACCCUUAAUGGGGCUCUGAUGUCUGUUUUUCUCUCCAAUGGGCUUCCUAUUGAUUCAGUAAUUCUUGCUAAUCCAACUGUUGACAUGUAUAACUACCUUCAGUUCAGUCUGCAAAUUUUUCCUUCUGGUCAACAUUCUUUCAAUCGAACAUCGAUAUCUACAAUAGGUUUCCUACUCAAUCGUCAGCAAUUUCCGCUUCAAUAUUAUGGGCCAUUCUUCUUCAUUGAUGAACCGUACUGUUGUUUUGCAGGAUCCAAAAAGUCAUCAAAUGCAGGCAUUAUCAUUGGAGUAGCAAUUGGCUGUUCCGUGCUUGUGCUAUUGGUCAUCUUUGCUGGAAUUUAUGCUUUUCUUCAGCAUAGAAAAGCAAAGAGAGCUUCCGAAAGGAGCAACCCAUUCGCAUCUUGGGACCCUAAAAAAGAAAGCGGCAGUGUUCCACAACUUCAAGGAGCAAAAUGGUUUUCCUUUGAAGAUCUUAAGAAAUGCACUGACAAUUUUUCAGAAUCCAAGUGCAUUGGAUCUGGAGGCUAUGGAAAGGUUUACAAAGGAGCUAUUUCUUCUGGACAAUUAGUUGCAAUCAAGCGUGCUCAACAGGGAUCAAUGCAAGGGGCCUCUGAGUUUAAAACAGAGAUUGAACUUAUGUCAAGGAUUCAUCAUAAGAACGUCGUCAGCCUUGUGGGAUUCUGUUAUGAUCAAGGUGAACAAAUGCUGGUCUACGAGUAUAUAUCAAAUGGUACCCUUCGAGAUUGUCUUUCAGGGAAGAUAGGAUUCAAAUUAGAUUGGAGCAGAAGACUUAAGAUAGCUUUUGAUGCUGCCAGAGGGCUGUCAUAUUUGCAUGAGCUUGCCAACCCUCCGAUCAUUCACAGGGAUAUUAAAUCAAACAACAUAUUGCUGGACGAUCAUUUCAAUGCAAAAGUUGCUGAUUUUGGUCUAUCGAAACUCAUGGGUGAUACGGGCAAGGGUUAUGUCACCACUCAAGUCAAAGGGACACUGGGAUACAUGGAUCCUGAAUACUACAUGACCCAACAGCUUACCGAGAAAAGCGAUGUAUAUAGCUUUGGAAUUGUACUGCUAGAGCUAAUAACUGCUAAAGCCCCUAUAAAGCAUGGAAAACACAUUGUAAGAGCAGUUCAGGAGGAAUUGGACGAUGCAGAAGGUUCUGAAAAUCUAGAUAAAAUUCUUGAUCCAGCCAUGGGAUCAGGAUCACAUGUUGUUGGCUUGAAAAAGUUUGUCGAUCUUGCAAUGAGAUGCGUUAGAGAAUCUGCUGCUGACCGGCCUACAAUGGGAGAGGUCGUGAGAGAGAUUGAGAACAUCUUGGAAUCGUCACCCGUAAACAAGAAAAUGGACACAAAAAUCUCUCGAUCUAGCCAUGAGGAAGAAAGCAAUCUGAGUCCUCUCCAUUCUUAUGACACUGAGGUGUCUGAUGUCAGCUAUGGCUCUUUCCCGUUCCGCGUAGAGCAUCAGUAUGGAAAGUAAGGAAUUAUGAAUAUCUUGAUCCAAAGUGCUAUCUAUAUUUAUAUUGAAACUGUGAAUGCUUUCAAUUUUGGUUUAUCCAUUUAUUGAUCAUAGCAGAUUGUACAAUCAAGAACUGAUACAUUAGGUGGUAGAGAAGUUACAAAACUGAGACCCAAUUUUUUGUGCUGUUGUAUAAUGUACAAAAAUAGUUACACUGUCAACUAUCAAGCUAAAGGGGUUCAUUUAGUUAUUCUAUCUA
Olea europaea var. sylvestris is the source of this 3333-nucleotide messenger RNA. RefSeq names its product probable leucine-rich repeat receptor-like protein kinase At5g49770. The coding region runs from base 255 to 3095 and encodes 946 amino acids. The transcript has 20 exons. Gene Ontology annotation, biological process: protein phosphorylation. The record is from RefSeq and is a predicted model, not a curated record. Lineage: Eukaryota; Viridiplantae; Streptophyta; Magnoliopsida; Lamiales; Oleaceae. Gene Ontology annotation, molecular function: ATP binding; protein binding; protein kinase activity.